This is a messenger RNA of Geodia barretti, 919 nucleotides long. Lineage: Eukaryota; Metazoa; Porifera; Demospongiae; Tetractinellida; Geodiidae. The record is from the annotation of a GenBank genome assembly.
ACGUGACUGCGCUGCGAUCGGGAUCGAUCAUCGAUCAUCGAUCAUCGAUCAUCGACGAGCGAGCGAAGAAGAAAUAUCGUUGAGCAGGAGAAGAUGUCGAAGAACACUCUGUCGACGGACUUUCGAAAGGUGGAUGUGGACGAGUUGGACGAGGAGAAGUACAGAGACGACCCCGAGACAAGUGAAGCUAGCAAUGAGGCGGACCAGGUCGCGCGGCGCGAGCAGGAAGUCAAGCGACUCACUCAAAGAUAUCCUGUUCCAUAACCCAGCGCCUCUGGCUCUAUGUAGUAGUGUCUGUGUGUACGGUGUAUAGACCAGUAUUUCCCUUGACGUAAGUGCACUAGUAACAAUAUGGAGGCUCUGAAGGUCUGUCUUGAAGACCCUCCAGUGAGCACCAAAGACAAGGCACUCAAGGAGAGGAACUUCAACGUAGUGCUGGAUGUGCUGACUCGGUUCAGAGCUGCAGAUGUGGAGAAGGCGGUCAAGAGCCUCAGUUCUGAGCAGGUGGAUGUUCUGAUGAAGUAUAUCUACCGCGGCUUUGCCAGCCCCACUGAGAACUCGUGUGGCAUUCUCCUCUCCUGGCACGACAAGGCUGUGACGGCUGGUGGUUUGGGCUCCAUUGUUCGAGUAUUGACUGACAGAAAGUCUGUCUGAAAUGAGGCCACACCCCCACUCCCUCAGCGUGUGUCCUUAACAACUGUAUUAUAGAAGUCUUUCACUGUGUGCUGGUGUGCAGGAAAUGAUUUUUAGUAGUGAUACAGACGUGCAGCAAUAACAUAGUUCAAGUCCUUUUGAGUGUCUUCUGCUCUCUCUUCCACACUAUAACUGUCCCCUGUGUACAUGUAUACAUAAUAUACACGGUGCGUUGGUGUAAACAUACACACACCACAGAGUGACCUUAUUUGGUGAAGUACAACAG